CGUUUUUGCUGCUGCUUUGAAAUCAGACCCCUGAAAAUGAGGAAGAACUGGAAUUUCUGCUCGGUCAUCAUCAGCCUGCUUGCAGUAACGUUCUGCUGGCAUGAAGCUCGGGCGCAAGCGUGUGGACGCCAGGAGUACUGGAGCACUGAAGGACACUGUGUGGCUUGCGAAGGCUGUCCCCCCGGAACGGAACCAGACAGGAAAUGUGGCUACGGGGCAGGACGGGGAAUGACAUGCAAGCCGUGUUCGGCCGACUCCUUCUCAGCUAGCCAUGGGCUGGAACUGUGCUCAGCGCAUACCCACUGCGAGGGCCAGAAGAGGGUCCGUGCCAGCCCCGGGACGGCCACAGCGGACAACUUAUGCGGGGACUGCAUGCCAGGAUAUUACAGCCCUGAAGAUGAAAGAGAGCCCCAUGCUGCCUGCCUGCCUUGUGCAUCUGCCCACAAAGGCGUGCCAGGAUGUUCAGGGUCACGGAAGUGGCCGACUCGCCUAGCCCGGAAUGCCGAAGCCGUGCAGAGGCGAGAGGAGAAGACGCCGGCCAACGGGACCCGCGACGGGAAGCCGGAGGAGAACGCCACCCAGUACGCCGUCUUGGCCAUUGUGCCGGUCUUCUGCGUGAUGGGCCUGCUGGGGAUCCUUUUCUGCAACAUCUUGAUGAAGAAAGGCUAUCACUGCACGGCUCAGAAGGACCCGGAGGAGGAGGGGGCCAAGGCGGAGAGAAAUGGGGGCAAUUCUGGGUACAGGAUGGAGGAUGUCAACGAUGACACUAUUGGAGUCCUGGUGCGUCUGAUCACAGAGAAGAAAGAGAAUGCAGCUGUUUUGGAAGAAAUGCUGAAGGACUAUCACAGCAAACAGGUGGCGCAGCCCGUCUUCAAGCCUAUUAACAAGCUGCAUCUUUUGCCUCAGUUUCCCCACAUCUGCCGGCAUCAACACCAUCUGCACACAGUCCAGGGCUUAGCCACCCGCUCUGGCCCCACCUGCACCCGAUGCAGCCAGAAGAAGUGGCCGGAGGUGCUGCCUUCCACGGAGGCCCCUCCCGCCGUCGCCGUCACGCCGGCUGGCACCGCCAGCAAACUCACAAAGCCAGGAAGCAAAGCCGGCCGGCCGGGAGAGAUCACCAUCCUCUCUGUAGGCAGGUUCCGCGUCGCUCGGAUCCCCGAACAGAGGUCCAAUUCCUCGGAUGUGAAAACCAUUUCGGAGGGUGUGGGGGCUGAACCCACAGAGCCCCCCUACGCCUGCCUGGCCCCUGAGCAGAAGCCGCUUGGCAGCAACGGAGUGAAGCCAAAAUGGUUGACAACGGCGGAGGGACAGCAAGAGGUGAUCAUUUGACUCCCCCGCUGCGACCGGAGAGAUGGAACAGCAGACCGGUUGGAGGCCUCUGGCCAACCUGCCCGGCCAGGAACAUUUGCGCACUGAGUGUUCUGGAAGGCGAAGGACAAGCUCUCCUUUAACAUCCCCUCCUUUCCAACUUGGGGGAUCGCCCACUCCCUCGAGCACGGAAGGGGCUGGUUUUUCCCCCUUCGGUAACGCCGCCUGUGCCCGUUGGAGACCUCCAGAGGAUACCCCACCGGCAUGGCAGAGAGACAUCUUUUGAGGGAAGGGAAGAAGGUUCUUCCUGGUGGGAGGGGAAGGGAGGAGAGGGAGGGAACCCUUGAACUGCCAAACCGGAGAAGCACUACACGGCUUUUUGUUUACACGGCAUGGCAUCCCCUUUGUCGCACCCAGCCGGGCUGGGCCGUCUUCGGAAGAGCAGGAGAAAAGCGGGAGAACGUUUCUGCGGACAUCGCUUUUUUUACAUUGGCCACAUUCAUCUGGGUAAUGGGGGUGGGAAGGAAGAAGCAAACCUUUUUAGCUUUUUGUUUUGUUUUUAAGCGGAUGGGAGACCAUGAGGGAAGGCUGAAUUCCACAGCAGGAAGGAGAAGCAGCCCUAGUCCCACCUCCUGCAUGCACGAGGUCCCAUUUCUGCAGCAUCUCCAGGGAAUGGCCAGGAAAGAAAUGAGUUUGGAACCCUGGAGAGCACAGUCAAGAGUUCUCAACAUUGGGCUGAUGGGGGGGGGGAAACUGGGUCUGACGUAGCUGUCUAGGCUUAUCAUGGGUUACGGUGGCCUCCCCAAAUUUUGCAGCCAAGGUUCCCCACUGCUCACUCCAUAAACCAGCUCCUGGAUUCAUUUUGGCACAGAUCUGGCACCGUGGAGUGAGAAUUUAACUUUUCGGCUCUCUACCAGCACAGUUUUAUCUCUAGGAAGAAGGUAUGGGACUCCUCACUCUUCCCUCCCCGACCAACAUGACUAUUAGGAUGCUAAAAAUUUGUUCAGGAAACCUAACAGUGAUGACGCGGAAUGAUACAGCCCGCCCACCCCUUUCCGUACGAUUUUGCCAACCUUUUUUUUUUCUUUUUAAGUCUCUUUCAGACGUAAGCCUCAGGCCCACUAUGUAUCGUCCGGUUUGCGUUUUUAACCAAGGCUAUUACACUGUCCAAGGAUUGGCAGGGAAUUAAACUUCUUUUGUGUGUGUGUGUGUGUCUGGAAAGGCCACCUGGGCCCAAUCCACCAGAAUGGUAGCUCUUUGGAAGUCCCAUGAAACCUCUUCCUUGAUCCUGCGCUACUGGCCUUGGGGCUUGCCCCAAACAAGCUUGUGGUGGAUCGAGCCCACGGCACAACGGUCUUUCUUCUGCCUGUGAAGGAAAUAACAGGCUCCGCUCCUUGUUCCCUCUAAUUUUUUCUAAUUCCUAACAAAUACUUACGUGCCAUCAAUUUGAUUCCAGUUUAUGCUGACCCACCCAGGGUUUUUUAGGUAAAAAUUGCUCAGGGGGGGUUUUCCCCGGCUCUUCCUUCUGGUGGCGCUCCUGGACACACACACGCGCACACCCCUGUGCGGCUGGCUCAAAGGUAGGGCAUGUCAUCCCAUCAGCCACAUACAGUCUUUGUGGCCUCAGCCUCAUUCUCUGCUGGCGAGGGAGCCAUGGAGAUUUUAAACUACUUCCAAGCCCUGGUCCCGCAGCCAGGCACGGCAAUCCACGGAGCUGUACCGGCGCUUCCAGAAUUUACACAACGACCCACACUAAACUGCAGUUUAGGGUCUCAGAUUAUGAAGAACCUCUAAAUGCAACCAGUACCCCCCUCAAAAAAAGGUGUAUUAGAAGGAUGCUCCUUCACAAGGCCAAUGCUAUGGGAUAUUUCAAUUUGAUGAAACCCUUAGCGUGUCUUCAUUUGGCCCGGCUGUAUUCUUCAGACACACGAACACUGACAAGCGUUUUUUUGGAAAGAGAAGUGCUCUCUUUAAAGGGUGGGUGGGUGAGAAAGGGAACACCUGUUAUUCUCUUAGCUGUGAGAAUAAUCCUCAUGGUGCUCCUUCCUUACCACCGGCUGUGUUCAUUGCAGUUCAUCCUUCCAUCCGGCAAUAGCUCUUUGUGCAACGGGAUUCUCCAAGUCUCGCCCAGGAAAAGACCACCGUGUUGUUGUUUUUUAAUUCCAAAAUGGGGAAACUUCUGCCUUUGUCCAUCUUUCUAACCCAGUUUGUAAGAGUACCCAACCAGAGGUGAGCCUCUGAGAGAUCACAAGCAGGAGGCCAAAGCAUGAGCUCUCGCCUCGGGCUUCUUUCCCCGACGUCUAGAUUUUCCGAGGUGAAAGUUGCCCUCCGAAGAGACUCGGCAAACCGCAGGCCGUGCACAGAAUAGGAGCCUAUGGGCUUGCUCGCAAAAUCAGGCCAUUCAAGGAAUUAAAAAGUCGUGCCAAAGAGACUGGGGAUCUGGAGAAAUUGGGACAGUUGGAGCCAACCAGCACCGUGUCGUUCUUUUUUGCUCAGUUAGUCUUCAGCUGGGGCCGGAGGCAAUAAGAUGUGUAGACCCCAGAAAGCUUCUCAUCUAGGAGUAGAGGUGCUGACCCUCUUGAUCAUCUGAACGGCAAACCCCCCACCAGCCAUGCCAGCGUCAAGGUUCAAACUUUCUGGUAGGCUAAAGGUUUUGCACUCUUGCCCUGAGCUCUAGAAGUCUCAUUUCCACAAACCCUUGAGAUGUUAGGAAAAGCAGAAAAACCAAGCAACGUGGGCUGCUCAUUUACUGCCCCUUAGUGCUUAAAGCACUCUCUGGGCAGUCUGCAGUUUAACGAUGCAGACUAUACAUCAUCUUCCCCCCCCCACCCCGAGCAAGCCAGAGACUCAAUUUACUGACCUUAGAAGGAUGGAAAGCUGAGUGAACCUUGAACCGGCUGCCUAAGCCCAGUAGGAUCGAACUCAGGCCGUGAGCAGAGUCUUGACUGCAGUACUGCAGUUUAACCUCUGCACAACAAGGCUCGCUCACACUUUCCAUCCUCUCUAUAAUACGAAGGAGAGGGCACUUGCUCUUAAAACAGGAAAACAAAAUCUGUGAUGUAUACCAGACGCUGAAUUUGGUAACACGGCGUAUUGCCCUUCUUUGUGGCCGACACCACUUUCAUGCUUAGAAACAGGAGUGGGGAGGUGGGGAAGAGGUUAGUAUUUCUCAGAGAAGAUUACCUGCAGAGCACGUGAGCUUGAACACCUCUUUUUGCCCUUAACCGGGAAUGCCGGGCCGAGGGGAAGCAAAGCAUGGAGACACGCUGAAGCCAGCCAUUUCCACCCAUCCAUUUGCAACAGGAAGGACCCGCAAUUAUUUUUCUCUUGACCCUGCCUGUCCCGACAUUUCUGUUUGUUUGUCAUUUUUUUAUUAUGGUGAUUUUUCUGCAUCCAAUACGUUAUUUAUGGGGGCAAAGCAGGAGGGGAUGUUAUCCUGGAGGAAGCAGCCAACACCCCUCCAGCUUCUGCUCCUACAUCUUAUUUAUUAUUAUCGGGGUAUUAUGUCAGGGAGAACAGUUGGGGCUGUCGUACUUUAAUAUCGUAGGUUGAGGAGCUGGGAUGGCUUUUCAGCCUCUUGGUUUUGUUUUCUGUACAUGGCUCAAUAAAAGCAGCCCUGGAAUCUAAAUGGCACACCUGUUUUGUUGGGUUUUUUUAUGUGCCGUGAAGUUGCCUCCGACUUACGA
Messenger RNA from Pogona vitticeps (central bearded dragon), 4994 nucleotides. The record is from RefSeq and is a predicted model, not a curated record. Lineage: Eukaryota; Metazoa; Chordata; Lepidosauria; Squamata; Agamidae.